UCGCACAGAAUUGCACCGGAUGCAACACUCAUCACUCAUUACAAUAAGCAAAGAGAGCAUUAUUCUAUAGAAAACCAAAGACAGAUCAAGAUGGCCGUCAUUGCACAACAAAGAAGACCUUGUGGCUCGCUGCUGCAACAAAAGACGGACGAAUGCUCGGUCUUUUUCAACUUUGUCCAUGGAAAGACUCUCUGCAUGAUGGUCAAUCUUCACACCGAUGAUAUCAAGUCCAUCAAGAAACGCCUGGCAGAACUGGACGGCAAAUCGGAUGGAAGAACCACCAGAACCUCAUUCGUUCUGGCCAGUAGAGACAUGUUCCUGGUUUGGAACGGCAAGCCCCUGGAGGAAGAUUGCACAUUGGCAGACUACAACAUCACGUCCAAGGGACACACCACCAUAUUCUGCCAUCAGCGACAACCGGGAGGCUGCUUUGCUGUUUCCUUUUCCAUCUUUAUGGUCAUUGUGGCAGCGGUGCUCGGAAGCUCCGUCACAUGUGGUGCCUCUCUCAUACUGGUACCACUCCUAUUACCUCUUCUUGUCAUUCUACCCUUUUGCUGUUUGUAAUGUAAGAAGAAAAUCAAUGAAAUGAACUACUAUACAGUACAUACAUACAGGUUGCUACCGUAUGAACCCAAAACCAAACAGUCAUCAUACAACAGAACUUUUUGGAGUAUUUACAUCAUCCUUUUGACAAUUCGCACCCGCAUUAUUCAUUCCAUCUCCUUACUCCUCCUACCCAAAUAAAAUCUAUACCGGUAUACCUUUGUAGCUGGCAACCACCACCACACUUCAUGUAAUGGCCUGCAAACGUCGCAAGGACGGAUUCAUGUGUCUUCUAGCUAGUACAUCUUGAAUGAAUCGAGCAGGAGGAGAGUCAUCUGAUUGGUAAUUGGUUCAAGAUGGCUAGCAGGUGCCAUGAUCAGUCCAGCAAACAGGUAGUCUCAUACAGUACUAGUAGUACAUUUAUUUGUGUGUAGGAACUGAAAUAUUAUGUAGCCAAAUGUAUAUAGGUUUGAGUCCUCUUGAUCAGCAACCCGGUUUCGGUUCUGUUACAUAGAUUCAUCAUUCUAUUAGAGUAGUCAGUAAACUUGUAAAUGCGUCUGUUACUAACAUAGACGCUACUAGCUAGAGCCG
Molecule: messenger RNA, 1134 nt
Organism: Seminavis robusta
Lineage: Eukaryota; Bacillariophyta; Bacillariophyceae; Naviculales; Naviculaceae
Source: the annotation of a GenBank genome assembly